This is a messenger RNA of Ostreococcus tauri, 435 nucleotides long. RefSeq names its product Acyl-CoA N-acyltransferase. Lineage: Eukaryota; Viridiplantae; Chlorophyta; Mamiellophyceae; Mamiellales; Bathycoccaceae. The record is from RefSeq and is a predicted model, not a curated record. Bases 1 to 435 code for a protein of 144 amino acids. Gene Ontology annotation, molecular function: acyltransferase activity, transferring groups other than amino-acyl groups. The transcript has a single exon.
AUGUCGAUCGACAAAGCGAUCGUGAUCGAACGCGUCGUCGGUACGCGCGCGCGGACGCCCACCGCGGGCGUGCGUCGCGUUGUAGCGAGAGACAUCGCGAACGAAUCCACCAUCGUCGGACGAGGGGCGUGUUGGAUGAAGAGGACGAAAAAGGGCGAUGCGAGCGUCUUCGUGAGCUCUUUGGAGGUGAAAGAGACCCACAGGAGACGCGGGAUCGGACGGGCGAUCGUGGAGGAGAUAGAAUCGAUUGGGAGGGAGGAGUUCGGGGCGACGAAGUGCUCGCUCACGGUGAAUAAGUGGAACGCGAACGCGCGCGCGAUGUUCGCGCGGUUGGGAUUCGAGUACGACGACGACGAUCGAGAGAUAUGGGAGUACGUCGUCGAUCCCCUCACAUUGGUUCAGCGCAGAAUGUCGAGGGAGAUAUCGAUCGGUUGA